Messenger RNA from Phaedon cochleariae (mustard beetle), 1713 nucleotides. The record is from the annotation of a GenBank genome assembly. Lineage: Eukaryota; Metazoa; Arthropoda; Insecta; Coleoptera; Chrysomelidae.
CUAUUUCAUCCAAAUAUUUUUUUGUUAUUGUUGACAGUUCAAUCACUUCAAUCAAUCAAUCUCAAUAAAAAAAUAACAUAUUUUUCAGUAUUAUGCUUAUUCGAAAAUGGUUGAAUUGUGUGUAUUAUGUUUGAAGUCGACAAGCACUGAAGCUAAUAAAAAAAAAUCCAAGCUUCUGAUAGAUCUCCUGGAAAUGUUGUCUUUAGAUUCUUGGUGGAAUACAGCUAACAGUAGUUGUCCUACAUUGUGCAAUAAUUGUAUGGCCAUAGUUGUGAAAGCAUUAGAUUUCAAAACUAAUUGUUUAGAAACAGAGAAAACUUUAUCACCUUAUGUGAAGGGGAAUGCCAAGGUUGAUUUGUGCAGUGUUUAUUUGAAAAAAAUGAGACGUGAGGGUGAACCACGCCUUUGGGAAAUAAUGAGAAUAUGUAGAGUCUGCAUCAGAUUGAUAAACAACUUUGAGUGCUAUCUUCUAGACUUCCUGGAACAGAAUCACUUGGAGGAUAUAUUCAAGAAAUAUAUUCCAGAAAUGGAACCCAGUAAAUUUGAAGAACCCCUAAUUUGCCAGCAGUGUAUAGACAAUUUCAAAAAUUUUUCUGACUUCAUAACUUCUUGCAUAGACACCAAAAACAAAAUCAAGAAAUAUUGUGAUGCAUCACACAUUUCUACAACUAAACAAGUUGAUUUGAAAGAUGUGCUGAGACAUUCCAUGAAGGAUAUAUUGGGAGGUGAUGUUUGUUAUAAGCUGAAGAAAAUAGACAGGAACAACUCUCUCAAUGAACCACUUUUACUAAUAAGUCAUAUCAAAGAAGAAUAUGAUACAGAUACUGAAGUGGAUGUUGAGAGUGUUGAUAUUCUGAGUGAGCCUUCAGAAGAUCAGUCAGAAACUAGAGAGAAUGAGCCAAUCCAAAAGUUUAAUCACUUCAAUUUUUUUACCUUGACUGAGAAUAAGAUCAAGAAUUGUAACCACUGUGACUACAAAACUUCCUGUAAAUGGAAGAUAACAAGACAUGCCAGAGUAAACCAUGGGCAUCUAUAUAAUUUCCCAGUCUUCCAUUGUGACAAGUGUAAUUACAAAUCAACAGAGAAGGAUUAUCUGAAACGCCAUUAUUUAACACAUUCUGAUUCAAGCCAAGAUCCUAGCACUAAAUACUCUAAAACUGACUUAUACCACUGUGAAAAAUGCACAUUCAAAACUCUCAGAAAAGACAUCUACAAGCAGCAUCUUUUGACUCAUAUGGAUUCUAAAGAUGUGCCAUCAUAUGAGUGCAAAAUCUGCAGUUUCAGCACAAAAUACAAAUCUGGAUUGAAGCAACACAUGAAGACUCACAUGGAUCGCAGCAGAAUAGCAAUUUUCAAGUGCCAUAUAGGGGGCUGCAAUUAUUCCACAAUUGAAAAGAGCUAUCUCAAAAAACACAUAAAGAGACAUAAGACACCAUGUCUGGAUAAGGUGGACACCUUGUAUUGCCAUCAAUGCCCUUUUAAAACUGAGUACAAGAAACACAUGAGGUCACAUGCUCAACUCCAUGUGAAUGGCCAAAUAGAUAGGAGCAUCCUGAGAUGUGAACAUAACUACUGUAAAUACAAAACUAGGAUGGAGGAGAAUAUGGAUGAACAUUAUGAAAAAGAACAUGGUGCAAAGUCCUAAAUUGUACAAAAAUAAUCCUCUGCAAUAAACAUUAUUUGUUAAUUUUGAGACAAGAUUUCUUUUUAAAU